CCCUGGCUGGGUAGGUGCAAACUCGCACGUACCCAUCGACCAGCGACCAAGUGCGGGGCAGCCAGUUCGGCAUUGAUGAGAUUUGGCACGCCAGAACGGGCACGAACGGGCUCUGGGAGGGUCAGCAGGGGAACCUUCUGCGACACUAGAUCCGCUCGAAGACCUACGAGACACAGAUAAGAGCUUGUUGAUCGCGGGUAUAAAAAGGUAGAUUAUGACCGGGAGGGGACAACAGCCUCUGCUUCUGCCUCUCGCUCUGUGUCCUGCCCCCGUCUACAUACAAGAAGACAAGAAGAUCAAGAUCACAGCAUAAUCAUCGCCAGCCAUGGCUCCCUCGAGAUUGGAUACCGUCUCCUUCACUUCUUUCACCAACAUCGUCAACGGCGAAUCCCGCAGCUCGAAGACAAAAUACCACGGAAUCGACCCCACCUCCAAACAACCCAACUGGGAUGUCCCCGUGGCUACUGCUGAGGAUGUUGAAGAUGCCGUCGCCGCCGCUAACAAGGCCUUUGCCGAGUGGAAGACCACGACCUGGGAAUACCGCACCGAACGCAUUGCCCGCUUCAAGGAGGCCCUCGAGGCGUACCAGGAGGAGAUGACCGACCUGCUCCUCAAGGAGACAGGUAAGCCACGUAACUUUGGAGCCACCGAGGUGCAGUCGUGCUCCAAGUUUAUGGAGUGGCAUAUGGGGUUGAAGGAGCCUAAGGGUGAAUCAUACGACCUUGACGAUAGGACUAUUGUCAACAAGUUUGUCCCGCUGGGUGUUGCCGCCGCCAUUUGCCCCUGGAACUUCCCUCUGUUGUUGAGUUUGGGCAAGGUCUUGCCGGCCGUGCAGAUGGGAAACGCUAUCAUCGUGAAGCCGAGUCCUUUCACUCCAUACACUGCACUGAAGAUGGUUGAGAUCGCCAACCAAGUCUUCCCACCGGGGCUUGUUCAGGCGUUGGGUGGCGAUGACAAACUCGGCCCAGCUCUCGUCGACCACCCUGACAUCCACAAGAUCAGCUUCACUGGUUCGAUCGCAACUGGCAAGAAGGUUAUGGCUGCAGCAGCGAAGACCGUCAAGCGAGUAACCCUGGAGAUGGGCGGCAACGACCCUGCAAUCGUCCUCCCUGACGCCGACAUUGCCAAGGUGGCUCCUAUGGUGGCCAUGGGCGCAUUCUUUAACACCUCGCAAGUCUGCAUCGCCUCGAAACGCAUCUAUGUGCACUCGUCCAUGUACGACGAAUUCCUGGCCGCGCUCGUCAAUGUCGCCAAGUCACUGAAGGUGGGCGCCUCCAACGAAGAAGGCGUCAUGCUGGGCCCCAUCCAGAACAGCAUGCAGUACGAAAAGGUCAAGACCUUCUUCAAGGACACCAAGGACCAUGGCUACAAAUUCGCCCUGGGGUCUGGCGACGUGCCCGAGACCAAGGGCUUCUUUAUCGAGCCUACCAUCAUCGACAACCCACCCGAGGACAGUAUGAUCGUGCAGGAGGAGCCCUUUGGACCCAUCGUGCCGGUGCAAAAGUACGACGACAUCGAGGACGUUAUCAAGCGUGCCAACAACUCCAAGGCCGGGCUGGGUGCCACCGUCUUCGGCAAGGACGCCCAGAAGCUCCAGGAGGUUGCCGACAAGUUGGAGGCUGGCUCCGUUUGGAUCAACAGCUUCCCUGCCGCGGGUCCCCAGGCUCAAUUUGGCGGUGUCAAGGAGAGCGGCAUCGGCACCGAGUUUGGCACCUUGGGUAUUUUGGCGUAUGCCAAUGUCAAGGCCAUUACAACGUUCAAGAACAACUCGUAGAAAGCCCCUGAUGAGGAGAGUGGGUAGUGGGACGACCUGUAUUAGACAGACAAGAUACCUUUUGAGCCCAAACAAGAAUUAGACCCAGAG
Messenger RNA from Cladophialophora immunda, 1864 nucleotides. RefSeq lists its product as uncharacterized. The transcript is spliced from 3 exons. The record is from RefSeq and is a predicted model, not a curated record. Gene Ontology annotation, molecular function: aldehyde dehydrogenase (NAD+) activity. Bases 326 to 1774 code for a protein of 482 amino acids. NCBI's taxonomy places the organism in Eukaryota, Fungi, Ascomycota, Eurotiomycetes, Chaetothyriales, Herpotrichiellaceae.